This is a messenger RNA of Plectropomus leopardus (leopard coralgrouper), 2223 nucleotides long. Its product is annotated as tectonic-3-like. Gene Ontology annotation, biological process: cilium assembly; smoothened signaling pathway. The record is from RefSeq and is a predicted model, not a curated record. Lineage: Eukaryota; Metazoa; Chordata; Actinopteri; Perciformes; Serranidae.
UUGCUCUUUAGUGUGUUUCUGGCUAGUGUGUUUAGCUAAGUGCAUAGAUUGAAAACGUUUUCUGAUUCGCUAACUUACAUUAAAAGUUUCCAUAUGUUAUUUAAGUAUUUAUAGGUGUGAAAUUAUAAUGUAGCGACGUUGAAGAAAAUAAAUCCUGCCAACACGGUUAUAAAGCUAACAUUAUCUUCGCUAGCUAGCUUAUCAGCCACACUGGGCACUGUUUUUAGCACAAUGUCUCUUUGACGACAUGACUUCCCGCCAGUGGUGUCGCUCAAUUUCUAUAUUUAUCAUCUUGUUGGGACGUUUGGCUCACGCAGCCACAGAAUCGGGGGUCACGUCAACCGUCACUCCUGGCCCUAAAAAUGGGGAGCCCCUCAGCUCAGCUACUCCUGCUCCGGGCGGUACAGCGGCUCCGGACGGUACAGCGGCUCUGGACUCCACCAGCGUGGGCACCACAGAGGCGACCUCCCUGGACUUCACCCAGGAUUUCACUCUGGACUCAACCACAACACUGACUGCGUCUGAAGCUCCAACUGCGGUCACUGAAGCGCCCCUCUCAACCACCGUCCAACCUGUGGUGGCUUCAGAGGGUUGUCUCUGUGAUUUAACCCCUGAUUUCUGUGACAUUGGCUGCUGCUGUGACACAGUCGAUUGUGGCAUCGCGAACUUGAGUUCUGUCUUCACCGGAUGUCCACAGAAAGCCAUAUCGGGAGUUUGCAUUGAGAAAUGGCUGAUGUUCAGGGCUAACGUGGAUUCGUCUCUUGUCACUGUGACUGACUCCUUGUUUUGUGUCCGGCCUGAAGAUAAGUCACCGCACCCCCUCCCAUCUCUACCUCAGUAUCCUUUAGGGGACUCAUACCACUUCUCACCACCAGCACCUACAAGCAGCAGCCACAGCAGAGAUUUCUACAGGGUUGAUGAUGUCAUCCAGACAUAUUUCUCCAAAUCGUCUGUGCAAGGUCUCCUUCGCCAGCCAUCUCCAGGGCCUGCUGCUGCAUUUUGUGUCAACCGCAACCCUGCAAGAUUCUUGAGGUCUGUGUCUCUAUCUUGUACACGCAUGUUGACUCCUCAGUCUUGCACUACAGACCCAAAUUUAAAUGCCCGCUCCUACUUCUCUGACCUGAGCCUGAUCAAGAUUCCAAUAGCUGAGACGGCACGAGUGUCAGACUUUCUGAUCCCAGUUACUCCACUGUCUGACUGGCUUGCACCCAGUCAAAAAAACAACUCCUGCAUCAAUGUGGUGAAAAAUGUGGAGUUUGUCAUAGGAUACACUGGCAGAGGGGAGAUAAUGUACGCAACGAUGAACGUAGUCUUAACUGAUGUGGAUCCAAAUCAGUCGCUGUUGCAGACACACUCUGUACAGUUCCAGCUGACAACACCCAGCGCCACCCCAGGAGGGCUGAUCCCUGCAGUCGGACUGAGAGUGGGAUCUCCUGUCAUUAGUCGCUUUAAUGAAGAAGUGAAGCCUCUGACCGUGCUGGGGGUGUCACAGAGCGGGGAGUGUUCCUCUGACCCCAGCAGACGAGCACCCAUCCUCUUCACACACAACAUUGUCACUGGCUGCACAUUCACCUCCCCAUUAAGUGACUGUUCAGAGCUGCGUUCCGAGAUUUACGGGAUCUUGCAGGGACUUGCUUCUCCUGAUGUGAUCGCCAUGAACAUGGGCUCCCAACCUGACUGGACGAGAGUCAUCACCCAGGAGUGUCCUAUCAGCCUGCAGGAAACGUGUGAAUCGGGCUGCUUCCUCCCCAACUCUCUCUCCAUACAAGUACUGUGGGCCCGCCAGGGUCUCUUAGACCUCCCCCAGAACUACAUCCUGGGGGCCAAAUACCUUUUCCAGUGUCGAAAUGUCAAGUGUCCUAUGUCGUCCCCUAUCGCUCUAACCACCGAGGUGACUUUUGUCGAUACUACGGUUUACCCAGAACCCCCCAGGGGCUUGCCUCAGCCUAACUGGAAGUUUCCAUUUGGCUUCUUCACUCGAGGUGCUUCUGAGCUUGACGGGCACUUUGUCAUUAACGGCAGUAACGCUGAGAAAGUCACAUGGAGUUUAUUGCUGUUCACAGUAACGUUACUAACAGGAUUAGAGUUCUUCAGAAGGUAGUCGGAUUUGAGGACUUCUUAUCUUGAGGAAAUAACUGUACAUGAAAGAAUGUUUAGUAUGUAAAUUUUAUUUUGUUAACUUUUUUUAUUGUACAAAGAGAUCUCCUUCCCAGGAAAAACAUU